Molecule: messenger RNA, 3903 nt
Organism: Gossypium arboreum
Lineage: Eukaryota; Viridiplantae; Streptophyta; Magnoliopsida; Malvales; Malvaceae
Product: protein PLASTID MOVEMENT IMPAIRED 1-RELATED 1-like
Exons: 4
Coding region: 267-3620 (1117 amino acids)
Source: RefSeq, a predicted model, not a curated record
AAACACACCCAUGCAUAAAAUAAAUUUUAUAAAAAUAUAACCGUAAUAUAAUGUCAUUUCGUAGUUCAUUUGAAAUGUUGGAUUGAAAAGAAGGCAGCGGCAAUUCAGAGAACAAAGGGGGCAUCCACCCGCCGAGACAAGCGCGGCUCAAUAGUCUCUCAGCCGCUUAAACUCGCAUUGCAAAGGCUGCUAGGAGACUAUGCAUUGAAAGGAUAAACGAGAGGCUUCUGAUUGGGAAAUUUCGCUUUCUGGAAAGCUCCCAUUCGAUGAUGUUGUCAAAAGUUGAAACUAGGAAGAAUGGUGGAAAACCGGGUAAGUUGUUGAAUGAAAUUGAAGUUAUUAGCAAAGCGUUGUAUUUGGACAAGAACCCUCCAAUGACUUCAUUUUAUGCUUCUAAUCCUCGUUUCAAAUCAGUCAUGAAAACCCACUCUUUGGAACCAAAACGAAACCUUAAGAAUAGUAAUGAGGACCCAUCACGUAAAGACAAGAAAUCCAUUUGGAAUUGGAAGCCGUUGAAAGCAUUUUCGAAUGAUAAAGGCCGUAGGUUUACUUGUUGUUUCUUGCUUCAAGUACACUCCAUUGAUGGUUUGCCGGUCAGUUUUAAAGAACUUAGUCUAUGUGUGCAUUGGAAGAGGCGGGAUGAGGAUCUAGUGACUGAACCCGUUAAAGUUUUUGAUGGAACUGCUAAAUUUGAAGAGAAGUUGACACACACUUGCUCGGUGUAUGGUACUAAAAGCGGAUCUCACAAUUCAGCCAAGUAUGACGCAAAGCAUUUCCUGCUUUAUGCUUCUGUGUUUGGGGCACCAGACCUUGAUUUGGGGAAGCAUCGAGUUGACCUUACACGGUUGCUUCCACUCACAUUGGAGGAAUUGGAGGAAGAGAAGAGCUCGGGGAAAUGGACAACAAGUUUUAAGUUAUCAGGGAAGGCCAGGGGUGCUAUAAUGAAUGUUAGUUUCGAUUAUUUGGUUUUAUCAGAUAUGAAGCAGAAUAGAAAAGCAGGUACUGAAUUUGGUCACGAUGAUCAGCAGGCCACAAUGAAGCAUGUUGAGAGUCUUCCCUGUUUGGUUAACACCACAUCCUUAUCUCGCUUUCUGGAGGAGAUAAAAGAUCUUCAUGAAAUUUUGCCCAUUUCAAAGUCAGACACCGAUGUGGUAGAUCAGAAAUUUGAUGAAUACAAGUCAGAUGAUGCUUCAAUUGCUUCUAAGCCUGAUCCUAACACGUUGAUUGAACAUUUUGAGCCCACUAGACCUCCAUCUUCUGUUGCGUCUAAAUUAAAUGAAUAUAUUGAGAAAGAAACUGAAGAUAAUGAUUUUUCUUUUGUGGAAAAAGGGAAAGAGUUAUCUUCACAGGGACAGAUUAGGUUGGAGGAAGUUUCCAUGGCGGAUGCCAACUCCAAAGUAGAAAGUUAUCAAGUUAUUGAAAUUAAUCCUGGCAAGGGUGUAAAUUCUGAAGAGUCCUAUGAGCUUCAUCCCUUAAAUGAGGUGACUUGUGUUAAUCAAGAAGACGCGCUUUUGUUGCAAGAUAGCGAUUCCAAAGAGGAUGACCAGUUCUCAAAAGAAUCACUGAUGAGAGAGUUGGAGUUAGCUUUAGAUGGAAUUACAAAUUUGGAGGCAGCCUUAGAUUCUCCUGAUACUGAAGACUUGGAAGACUACACGGAGCAUAUAGCUAAUUAUGAAACAAAUAGGAAGUCGGAGUCACUUAGCUUGGAUGGAGUUACUGAAUCUGUGGCAAGUGAGUUCUUGAGUAUGCUUGGAAUUGAUCACAGUCCAUUCAGCUUGACUUCUGAGAGUGAGCCUGAAUCACCAAGGGAGCGUUUACUAAGGCAAUUUGAGAAAGAGACCCUAGCCAGUGGUUGUUCUUUAUUUGAUUUUGAAAUGGCUGAUGGGGAGGAACUAGAAUGUGGCUUUGACAUCUCAACUUCGGGGAGCUUGACUCAGGGUUUGGAUAUGUCAUCUGUUGUUCUAGAUGCUGUGCAAGACUAUCAGAUAGAAACUAAUGGGAAGAUCAAAGUGAGGGCUAAAGUUUUGGAAGACUUGGAGACAGAGGCUUUAAUGCAUGAAUGGGGAUUGAAUGAGAGGGUUUUUCAGCAUUUUCCACCUGCCUCUUCUUUUGGGCUUGGAAGUCCAGUUAAAUUGCCUCCUGGAGAGCCACUUGCAUUGCCCCCUCUUGGAGAUGAUUUAGGUCCAUUACUUCGGACAAAGAAUGGAGGGUUUUUACGAUCUAUGAAUCCCUCACUUUUCAGAAAUUCUAAAAGUGGUGGGAACCUGAUCAUGCAAGUGUCUAGUCCAGUUGUGGUACCUGCAGAAAUGGGUUCUGAUAUAAUGGACAUACUUAAGCAACUGGCCUCAAUUGGGAUCGAAAAGCUCUCUAUGCAGGCAAAUAAGUUGAUGCCUUUGGAGGAUAUAACUGGUAAGACAAUGCAGCAAGUUGCAUGGGAAGCUGCCUCCACUCUCGAGGUAUCAGAGAGGCAAUAUCGGUUGCAGCAUGAUCUUGAGUUUGGGCAAAAUAUGCCUAGCAGGCAAAAGAGAAUUAAAAAAUCACCUGGACCCACUUCUAACAAGUUUAGUUCAUCCUCUGUCAAUAAGAUGGAUUUGGAUUAUGUAUCCCUUGAAGAUCUUGUUCCACUGGCAAUGGAUAAGAUUGAAGCACUCAUGAUGGAAGGGUUGAGAAUUCAAUCGGGCAUGUCAGAUGAGGAUGCACCUUCAAACAUCAGUGCACAGUCCAUUGGAGAAAUUUUGGCUCUUAAGGGUAAGGGGUUUGAUAUUACUGGAUGCCUUGGUCUGGAGGGAACUGCUGGGUUGCAGUUGUUGGACAUAAAAGACAUUGGUGAGGAUGUUGAUGGAUUGAUGGGUCUGUCACUGACGCUUGAUGAAUGGAUAAGAUUUGAUUGUGGGGAUAUUGGUGAUGAAGAUCAACCAAGUCAGCGAACUUCUAAAAUCCUUGCUGCUCAUCAUGCUACAUCGUUAGGCUUGAUAAGCCGAGGGUCAAAGGGAGAGAAAGGACGGGGUAAAAAGUGUGGUUUGUUUGGGAAUAACUUCACAGUUGCAUUUAUGGUGCAACUCCGCAAUCCUAUAAGAAACUAUGAGCCAGUUGGUGCACCAAUGCUUGCUCUGAUUCAAGUGGAGAGAGUAUUUUUCCCACCAAAGCCAAAGAUUAAGAUAUACUGUACUGUAUCGUCUGCUUUGAAGAAUAACAAUCUAGAGGAUGAUGAUUCUGAGUCUGCUUUGAAGGAGGCAAAAAUGGAGGAUAUGAAAGAAGAAAAAGCUUCCCAAGAGGAAGUGAUUCCUCAAUUCAGAAUCACUGAAGUCCAUGUUGCAGGUGUGAAGACUGAGCCUGGCAGGACAAAACUUUGGGGUAGCAUAACCCAACAAAAGUCUGGUUCUCGUUGGUUGCUUGCCAAUGGAAUGGGAAAGAGCAGUAAACAUCCAUUACUGAAGUCCAAUGCUGCUUCUAAAUCUUCAACCCCUUCAACAACGAAGGUUCAUCCAGGUGACACUUUGUGGAGCAUCUCGUCCGGUAUUCAUGGUACAGGAGCCAAAUGGAAAGACUGGGCAGCUCCCAAUCGACAUAUUCGAAAUCCUGAUGUUAUAAUCCACAAUGAAACUAGCAGAUUGCGAUGAGUUGUUCGUGCUUUGUAGUCUGCUUGAAAGGAUCAACUGCUGCUAAAUAUGUUGUGACUGUUGGUGAGCCACGGUAUACAACUCUGAGAUUAGAAAGGGAUGGUAAAUUCUGCUUGUGGAGAUUUUCUUGUAUUUAUUUUUAUUGUUCAAUUCAACACUAAAGCAAAGGUGAGGUUACAUUUUCAUUCUGGUCUUGUAAAUUUAUAUAUUUUUGUGAUCAAGAAUGUAUGGUGUAACUCAUGUCUGACUUAGUGCAAUUGUGUUGUCUUAUUGGUCUCCUCAA